CGAAAAAGUAAUUUUUCAUGUUCACCAUUUGGGUUUCUCAUUUUCAAAUAUUGUUGCUUGUGGCUGAAACCUUUUCGUCUGCAGUAAAAGUACGAAACCAAGACAAACCGUUGAAGAUACGCAAACAUGGGGAGCAUAGAGAACUCGACGCCUCAUCGUAGUAAUGCCUCGGGCAAAAAUGGUUGGAUACUUGGUGAGAAAUUUGACGCGCGAAUGCCACAUCAUAAUGGAAUCAAGGAAUUGUAUUAUAUACACCCAUUUUCACUUACUUCAACCAAAUCCCCCUUUUCUUUGAUGGUAUUCUGUUUUGAUCAGGACGACACAUGAUACUAACUUUCUUGCAGAUGGGAGACAAAAUGGAAAUUUCCUGUGAGUUGGUCCAACAAGAAGAUUCCGCAAGGGAUAUAGGCACUAAUUGACAUGAAAAGUGCACCAAAAGUGUUUAUCCUUUCCACGACGGGAAAUUCGAAGAUUUCGAACCCGUUUUUCAGCACCUCAUAGAAGUAAGCUUGAUUUCAUUCCUAGCUAAAUAUCAAAAGGCUGACAGCUUCCAUAGAACAACAUCAACGAUGGCUACGGAGACGCGUAUACCGAAGCGUUCUUUCCUAUGGCCGAGAAAUUGACCCAACAAGGUGACGAAUUGGCAGCUUACAAGAACCUUGAAGCGGCUUCUGCACUUUACUUGAGAGCUGCUUGUUUAUAUCGCAUUUCGAGAUUUCCUUAUAUCACUUCCUUUCCCAAGGUGAAUUCCGAGGUGAAAUGGAAGGCUUGGACUGCACAGAAGGAAGUGUAUAUGAAAGCUGGAAGUCAGUGGGAUGAACCCGUUCAAGAGGUCGAUAUGUAAGAUCAAUCCUAGCUCCUUGUUUGGCACAGAAUCUCAUCUUUAUAGCCCUUUCGUGGAUAAAACAGGUGCAGAUAGAGAUAUCAUUCCGGUAUACAUGCGGCUCUCCACCAAAAAGUCAAAAAAUAAGAAACCCCCUGUCGUCCUUCUCUUCACAGGCCUCGACGGUUAUCGCCCAGACAAUACACAGCGUAGUGACGAGUUCCUAAAGCGUGGAUGGAGUACCAUCAUGGUUGAAGUUCCUGGAACAGCAGAUUGUCCAGCCGAUCCAAGUGAUCCUGAAAGCACUGAUAGACUCUGGACCAGUCUUCUCAGAUGGACGACAGAGCAAGGUUGUUUUGAUAUGGAACGGGUUAUGGUGUGGGGACUAAGUACAGGUGGUUAUUAUGCAGCAAGAAUUGCUCAUACUCACAAAGAUCAAUUGAGAGGUGUUGUAGCUCAGGGGGCUGGAACACAUUAUUUCUUUACCAGAGAAUGGCUCGAGAAGGCUGAUGGUCAUGAAUAUCCUUUUGCGUAAGUUUUGUCCGGGCGUUGGAUGAUAUAGAGCUGAUCAUUCUAGACUUGGCCCGGCGAUUUCGCUCAAACAUGGUUAUGAAAGCUUCGAAACCUACAUGGAUGAAGCGGUCAAGAAAUAUUCUUUGCUUGAGAACCGGAUCUUGGAAAAACCUUCGACGAGGUUGUUAUUUAUCAAUGUAAGUUAUCCAAAUUUGAGUUUAGGGAUACUCGCUAAUUAUCGUCGAUUAGGGAAUGAAUGAUGGGCUGAUGCCGAUUGAAGAUUCGAUGUUACCUUUUGAAUACGGAACUCCCAAAGAAGCUAGGUAUGCUGCUAAGCCUCAUGCUGUACCCAGUUGGAUUUUGGAAAAGCCGCUGAUUUUUCCGGAACUAGGUUUUUCAAGGACGCUCUACAUAUGGGUUAUCCUUUGGCAAAUGGGUCUGUGUAUCCAUGGAUGGAGAAUGUGAUGAAAUAAUGGAGAAAUUGGAGUUGGCUGCAAGAAAUAGCUCUUUUAAAAACCUAUCCUCAAU
Hymenoscyphus albidus is the source of this 1864-nucleotide messenger RNA. The record is from the annotation of a GenBank genome assembly. NCBI's taxonomy places the organism in Eukaryota, Fungi, Ascomycota, Leotiomycetes, Helotiales, Helotiaceae.